UGUUUUCAUAAAGUGAAUUGGGGUCAAAGAGUGAAUGAGCUUCUCUUGACCUUCUUUGCACUGAGAGAAAACAUUUUAAUAUUGUUGAAAAGAGCGUCAUGCAAGGCUUAAAUCUCAGCCGAGGGUUGCUGUACCUUCUGCUGCUUUGGUCCUUGUCGGUCGUCGCUGAUUCAGCUGGUGUUACGAGCACAGAACGAGGAGGAGCUGGAAGAAGCCAGAGGAGAGGAGGAGGUGGCGGCGGAGGAGGAGGUGCAGAGAAGAAAAAGAGGUACCACCGCAUCCAACAUGGCCAGUGCAGCUACACCUUCAUCCUCCCGGAGCUUGACGGAUGCCAGGCUGGAGGAUCGCCGUCACAAUAUGGUGGCGCUCACAGCAGGGCGAGUGUCGUGCAGAGAGACUCGCCACCGAUAGACGGUGAAUGGUCGGCUCAGAAACUGCAGCACCUUGAGAGCACAAUGGAGAACAACACACAGUGGUUGCAGAAGUUGGAGAACUUCAUUCAGAAGAGCAUGAGACGAGACGUCGCUAACAUACCAUCGCACGUCGUUCACAACCAGACGGCCGCCAUGCUGGAGAUCGGGACGAACCUCCUCACGCGCACAGCGGAGCAGACGCGCAAACUCAACGUGGUGGAAGCCAAGGUGCUGAACCACACGUCUCGCAUAGAGAUCCAGCUUCUGGAGAACUCUCUGUCCACCAACAAGCUGGAGAAAGAGCUGUUACUGCAGACCUCCGAGAUCAGUCGGCUACGAGACAAGAACAGUCGUUUGGAGGGUAAAGUUCAGAUGCUGGAGUCUCAGCAGAGAGGAGAGCUGGAGGACAUGAGGGUGGAGAAGAACAGGCUGCAGACUGUGGUCAGGACUCAGAUGGCGGCCAUCGAGGCUUUGGAGAAGCAGCUGAGAGUCGCCAGCAGCAACAACACGGCUCUGCAGAGGCAGCAGGCUCAGCUGAUGGAGUCUGUCCACACACUCAUUAACAUGGUGGCUAGUACUACAGGGUCACCUCCCAGGAACCAGAUGUGGAGGGACUGUGCAGAUGCUUACAAGGCCGGUCACUCCGUCAGUGGCCUGUACACCAUCUACAUCAGCAACAGGACCGAUCCUGUGCAGGUGUACUGUGACAUGGAGACGGGCGGCGGAGGGUGGACGGUCUUCCAGCGCCGACUGAACGGCAGCGUGGACUUCCAGAGGAGCUGGCGGGAGUACAAAAUGGGGUUCGGGGACGUGCUAGGAGAGCACUGGUUGGGUAAUGAAGUUUUGUACCUGCUGACCAGUCAGGGUCAGUACUCUCUGAGAGUGGAGCUGAGAGACUGGGAAGGAAACCCCGCCCACUUCCAGUACGACCGAUUUACACUGACCAGUGAGAGGCAGCAGUACAGGUUGUAUCUGAGAGGUUACAGCGGCACGGCGGGGAGGCAGAGCAGCCUAGCCACACACGGGACCGGCUUCAGCACCCGAGACCAGGACAACGACAACUGUGACCACUGCAAAUGUGCCCUGAUGCUGACUGGAGGGUGGUGGUUUUGGCUUGGUUUUCUCUCCAACCUGAACGGUAUUUACUACACCGUCGGCCACAACAUCAGGAAGCUUAACGGCAUCAAGUGGCACCACUUCAAAGGCCCCAGCUACUCCCUGCGCUCCACCUCCAUGAUGGUACGACCCUACGACUUCUAGCCGCACCCCUCAGCCUUCCUGAUGGAACCACCCUCAGCCUUCGGACCCUCCAGUUUCGUGAUGGUACACCCCUAUUGCUCCCAACGCCCCUCCAAAACGCCUUCCUUAGUAUGUGAACACCCCCCAGCUCCGGCACCACGAUGCUGUGACCCUCCCGUCCACUGCCGUAAUGGUGCGGUCCCACAGUUUAUAACAACACCUCUUGGAUCCACAAUGGUAUAAACCUGACUCUAGCGGAUCCUGGGAAUUACAACCAUAAUGGUAAAACCCAUAUGAGUCACGAACACCCCUUUGAUCCACCUUCAGGCCCGUGAACGUCUCGCAGCAUGUGCUGUUGUAUGUCUGGUCUUUGGGGCUUUGUCCUCAUAACCUGCCCUGGAUCCGCCAGGGGCCGGGUUAUGCUCAGAAAGAACUAGUCUGUGCGAGGACGUUGUCGGAAACCGAAAGCGUUUAUAGCCGCUCUGAACAGUCAGGCUCGACGGCGGGAUGAACUGCCGGCCGUCACUGGCAGUGCCUGUCUCUCCAGGAAGACAUUGACAGUGUUGCACCGUGUAAAGAAUGAAAAAAAGUAAAACCCGGGGGAGAAGCUCCACCGCUGCUCACUCUCUCGCCUCCUUACAGCUGAU
Molecule: messenger RNA, 2299 nt
Organism: Xiphias gladius (swordfish)
Lineage: Eukaryota; Metazoa; Chordata; Actinopteri; Istiophoriformes; Xiphiidae
Gene: angpt4
Product: angiopoietin 4
Exons: 10
Coding region: 99-1673 (524 amino acids)
Source: RefSeq, a predicted model, not a curated record